Dipodomys ordii (Ord's kangaroo rat) is the source of this 3112-nucleotide messenger RNA. It is a transcript of the gene Luc7l3, whose product is annotated as LUC7-like 3 pre-mRNA splicing factor. The transcript is spliced from 10 exons. Gene Ontology annotation, molecular function: mRNA binding. The record is from RefSeq and is a predicted model, not a curated record. Bases 162 to 1424 code for a protein of 420 amino acids. Lineage: Eukaryota; Metazoa; Chordata; Mammalia; Rodentia; Heteromyidae. Gene Ontology annotation, cellular component: U2-type prespliceosome; U1 snRNP. Gene Ontology annotation, biological process: mRNA splice site recognition.
GCUGGGAAGGCGCUCGCGCGGCGGCCAUUUUGUCUUCUCGGCUCCUCAGCGGAGGAGGUGUUUCGGCCUGAGAGUGAGGCGAGGAGGUUGGCGACCGUGUCGCCAGCGUUUACUGGACGGGGUGCUAGGGCUGGUGGGGACAGCCGCCCGAGAGCAGCACCAUGAUUUCGGCCGCGCAGUUGUUGGAUGAGUUAAUGGGCCGGGACCGAAACCUUGCCCCGGACGAGAAGCGCAGCAACGUGCGGUGGGACCACGAGAGCGUUUGUAAAUAUUAUCUCUGUGGUUUUUGUCCUGCGGAAUUGUUCACAAAUACUCGCUCUGAUCUUGGUCCAUGUGAAAAAAUUCAUGAUGAAAAUCUACGAAAACAGUAUGAGAAGAGUUCUCGUUUUAUGAAAGUUGGCUACGAGAGAGAUUUUUUGCGAUACUUACAGAGCUUACUUGCAGAGGUAGAACGUAGAAUCAGACGAGGCCAUGCUCGUUUGGCAUUAUCUCAAAACCAGCAAUCCUCCGGAGCUGCUGGCCCAACAGGCAAAAAUGAGGAGAAAAUUCAGGUUCUAACAGACAAAAUUGAUGUGCUUCUACAGCAGAUUGAGGAAUUGGGAUCUGAAGGAAAGGUAGAAGAAGCCCAGGGAAUGAUGAAAUUAGUUGAACAGUUAAAAGAAGAGAGAGAAUUACUUAGAUCCACAACCUCGGAAAAAUUAAGGAAAAGAACUGAAGAACCUGAUCGAGAUGAGCGUCUAAAAAAGGAGAAACAAGAAAGAGAAGAAAGAGAAAAAGAACGAGAGAGAGAACGAGAAGAAAGGGAAAGAAAAAGACGAAGAGAAGAGGAAGAGAGAGAGAAAGAAAGAGCUCGUGAUAGAGAAAGAAGAAAGAGAAGUCGUUCACGAAGUAGACACUCAAGCCGCACUUCUGACCGCAGAUGCAGCAGAUCUCGGGACCACAAAAGAUCACGAAGUAGGGAAAGAAGGAGAAGCAGGUACACAAAAGCUAAAAAGCAGUUCCUCUACGGGGCAACAAGACGACUCUUCCUCAUUGAAGCUACCUGUGCAUCGGAGAAGCCCAUAAGGCACAAAGGGAGGACUUGUCCACAAGAAAAGAGGGGAUCUGAUGAUAAAAAAAGUAGUGUGAAGUCCAGUAGUCGAGAAAAACAGAGUGAAGACACAAACACUGAAUCGAAGGAAAGUGAUUCUAAGAAUGAGGUCAAUGGGACCAGUGAAGACAUAAAAUCUGAAGUGCAGCGUAAGUAUGCACAGAUGAAGAUGGAACUAAGCCGAGUAAGAAGACAAACAAAAGCAUCUUCUGAAGGAAAAGACAGUGUAGUCCUGCAAAACAUUUUGAGGUACAUUGUUUUGUCUCAGCUAUUUUGUAGCAGACUCGUGCCCCCAUUAGUGUGCCUCUUUGGAAAAUAUUGCCCACGUUUGUAAUAUAGUCGCCAUUAAAAAGUUAAUUAUCCUUUUUUUUAGGGAUUUUGCUGUCAUUUCUUUUUUUUUUUAAUAAAAAGGUUGAACUGUUUUUUAUUUUUUUAUUUUUGGUAUUAAGUCCAUCUUGUGUUGGUACAUUGGCAGAGACAUAUGCUUUAAAAACUUAACUAUUUCUGAGGCACAUGUUGGACUAUUUUGCUUUAAUUAAAACUGCUAGUAUUUCUUUGUCAAGGAUGUUUCUAGUUUUUUGCUUUAUUGCCUUGCAUUCUAAUGCAGUUUGUUCUGUAACUCGAGAGCCAGUAGCAUUGGAUUGAUGGAAGUGUAGGGUUUAUGAAUUAUUGCAGCUGACUACCAUACCUCACACAGCGUUGGUGUUGUGAGCGGCCCAUGAAAAGCCAAAUUAAAAAUCAAGGAUUCAGUCAAACUAAGCAGGUACUCAUGCCAGGUACUCCUUUCUCUACCCACAUCCAUGUUUGAAUGCUAUUGCCUGUGAUCUUUUACGCUUAACUGUUGUGUAUCUUUUUUGUUCUUUACAAGAAGCACAGAGGGGUUUUUUGUGUAUUGCGUGAAAACUUACAAAUCAAAUGUUAACAGAAUGGAAUUUUUUUUCAACUGUGUGUAGGGAUGCAGUGGUGCCCAGAAUUAGAUAUCUUUAAAGAAUUUUAAAUACAGUAAAUACUUCAUAUUAUUCGCCUUGUUACAUUCAAUGCAAUUCUCAAGUCUUUAAGAGGUAUGUGUUUAAUAUUUCCUACUGUGUAGGAGAAUUUGCAGUCAGCCAUAGGAAUAUAGGAAUAGUCACUGGCUGAUAUAUUACAAGCAGUAGUGAAAGGCAGGAAAGACAUUUCCAAUCUGUGACAUGCAAAGCACUGAUAAACUGUCUAGAAUUAAUUUGGGUUUUUUAAAGAGCUGUUAAAAAGCCAGGUGUUGUAAGUGUUCUUAAAACCUCUACACUAUUCAUUCUUUGGGCUAGUGGUGUGGGACAAAAUAUUCCUAAUGAAAGGAAUUGGUAGUGUUCCUUUUCUAGUAAAACAACAGGGUUCUAUCUGUUUGAGCCAUUCUCAUGUAGGAAAGUUUACACAGGCACAUGGCAAUAAGGAUCACACUGAUGUCUUGAUUAUUAAAAACAAAUACAGACAUUUCAUAUACACAGGUUACUUAUUAGCAGUUAGUGACUGGGCCAACACUUAGUCAUAAAAACAUUGCCUUUUAUAUGCUGUCUAAUUAUCAUUUUUCCCCAACUUUUGCAUUGUAGGACUACUGUUCGAAGAUUUUUUGAAGAAUACUGAAAACAGCAUAAAGUGAAGAUCGACAUUAAAAUGAGGUGAAAGAAAACUAUAGUUGCAUAGAAAAGUAUAAAAAGCUCAGUUAGUUUGGUUUUGUUUUUUGUUUUUAAUUAAAAAUUAAUUCAGGACUGAUAUGACCUACCAGAUUUCAGAACAUGUGUUAAUAGCAUAUAUACCACUUAGGUCCUGUAUCAUAUUUUCUCUUUAAGACUUUUUAAGAAAUAUUACCUAAACAUAUGGCUCGCUCAGUGUUUAAUUGCAAGUUUUCAUUCUUGGACUUUGAAAACAGGAUUAAACAUUAGUAUUCAUGUGAAUCAGACUAAGUGGGAUUCCAUUUUUUACAACUCUGCUAUACUUAGCCUUUGGAUUUAGAAGUAAAAUAAAGUAUCUCUGACUUUCUGUUACAGA